Molecule: messenger RNA, 2832 nt
Organism: Ipomoea nil (Japanese morning glory)
Lineage: Eukaryota; Viridiplantae; Streptophyta; Magnoliopsida; Solanales; Convolvulaceae
Product: receptor-like protein 12
Exons: 1
Coding region: 1-2832 (943 amino acids)
Molecular function (GO): protein binding
Source: RefSeq, a predicted model, not a curated record
AUGAGGAUUGUGAUAAUGUUUAUCUGGAUUUCCAUACUUGUUCUUUCCUCAAAUUUAUUCAGAAUAAAUGGCAUGCAUGCAUUGGGUCAGAAAUGUCUUUCGGAUCAAAAGUCUGUACUUCUCCAGAUACGAAGUCAACUUUCUUAUGACUCUUCAUUCUCCGAGGAGCUGGCGCUGUGGAAUGAAAGAGUUGACUGCUGUGAGUGGCCUGGUGUGAGCUGCAACGAUGGUGGAUAUAUCAGUGGUCUUGACCUCAGGUUUGGGCUAAUCAACGGUGGAUUCAACAUAUCUCUCUUGCAGAAAAUGCCAUCCCUUUCUGUUAUUAGGCUCGAUAACGUCAAUUUCUCUGCUCCAUUUCCAGACUUGUUUGAAAAUUUCAGGAAUCUGACUGUUUUGAGCCUAAGCAAUUGCAACUUCACUGGGACAGUCCCUCAGAAAGUAUUCCAGGUACCAACUAUGCAAAUCAUUGACUUAAGUUCCAAUGAAAUGCUUGGGGGUUCUUUGCCAGACUUUCCAGAAAAUGGAUCUCUUCGGCGUCUAGACCUUGUUUAUACAAAGUUUUCUGGGAAAUUACCUGAGUCCAUUGGAAGCCUCAAACUACUGUCCCAUAUUGACCUUACACAAUGUAAGUUUAGUGGAGCAAUCCCUGCUUCUAUUGUGAAACUUACCAAGCUUGUUGUGCUGAGUUUAAGUGUGAAUCACUUCAGUGGUUGGAUUCCAUCAUUUAGGUUACUUAAGAACCUAACCUGUUUAGAUUUAUCUCAUAAUGAUUUUACAGGGGAAAUUCCUUCUUCUCACUGGGAUGGCCUUGACAAUCUUGAAAAUCUCUACUUGGAUAAAAAUUCAUUUUCAGGGCCCAUUCCAGCAUCAUUAUUUUUCCUACCAUCACUACAAAUCUUAUCUAUGUCUGAAAACAACUUUUCUAGUCAAAUAAUUGAUUUGCAAAAUGUGACUCCUCCACUGAAAUUUCUUGAUUUGCGUGACAACAACUUGGAAGGGCCAAUACCCUUGUUCUUCUUUCAACUCCACAAUCUUUCCUCUCUUCAUCUUUCAUCAAACAAAUUUUCUGGUCAAAUAAUUGAUUUGCAAAAUGUGACUUCUCAACUGAUAGACGAUAUUGAUUUGAGAGACAACAACUUGGAAGGGACAAUACCUUCCUUCUUCUUUCAACUUCGAUGUCUUACAUCACUCUCUCUUUCAUCAAACAAAUUUUCUGGUCAAAUAAUUGAUUUGCAGAAUGAUGUCACUUCUCGGACGAUGCAAUAUCUUGAUUUGAGCAACAACAACUUGGAAGGGACAAUACCUUCCUUCUUCUUUCAAUUUCAGAAUCUUGUAUCACUCCAUCUUUCAUCAAACAAAUUUAAUGGCACUGUACAUCUAACCAAAUUUAGAAACCCUAGGAAACUUAAAUCUCUUGACUUUUCCCAUAAUAGCUUGGUAGUUGAUAUAAACAUAGGAGCAAAAGAACUAGCCUUCCUCCCUCAAUUUUCAGAUCUGAGGUUAGCCUCCUGCAAUCUGCAGAAAUUUCCCACUUUUCUGAAAAACCAGUCUAACCUACUCUUUAUAGACCUCUCCAACAACAAUUUGUCCUCCAUGCCUCUUGACAUUGGUGAUCAACACCCAAAUGUCAUUUUGUUUUCCAUUGCAAACAAUAGAGUCAGCGGAAAUAUCUCCCCUUCAUGGUGCCACGCAACCUCUCUUGAAGUGCUCGACUUGUCCAACAACACUUUGCACGGCACGGUCCAACCAUGUCUGCUUCAAAAUAACAGCAUUCUCAGUGUAUUAAAUCUUAAAGGAAACUAUCUAAGUGGUGAGAUACCACACAUGUUUCCAGACAAUUGCUCUUUAGAGACAUUGGAUCUGAGUCAGAAUCACUUGCAUGGCAAGAUUCCUCCAUCCUUGGUGAACUGCACAAAGCUUAAGGUCUUAAAUCUUGGAAGCAAUAGGAUAAGUGAUGCCUUUCCUUGUUGGCUCAAUAAAUUGUUGAGUCUGCACGUACUUGUAUUACAUUCUAAUCAUUUCCAUGGAAACAUUUCUUGUCCAAGGCUUGGGGUAAACAACAGCUGGCCAAGCUUACAAGUCAUUGACAUAUCCAACAAUACAUUUAGUGGAAUCCUACCAGCUGAUUUAUUCUUGGAACUAAAAGCAAUUGCAGUUGAAAGGAAUGCAACACAAUCCAAGCCUGACUAUUUCUAUUUCACAUCUAGUUGGGGUGGGAACUAUCAAUACUCGGUUUCACUUGCUGUAAAAGGAAAUGAAUAUAGUAUGGAAAAAAUUCUGACUCUCUUCACCUCUAUUGAUUUUUCAUGUAACCAAUUUCAAGGGCCCAUACCAGAGAUUAUUGGAGAGCUUACACAACUUUAUCUCCUUAACAUCUCCCACAAUGCCCUGACAGGCAAUAUUCCCCCAUCUCUUGAAAACUUGAAAGCUUUGGAAGCACUUGACCUCUCAUUCAACAACCUAGCCGGAAAUAUCCCAGAGCAGCUAGAGAGCUUGAACUUCCUAUCCUUCUUAAACUUAUCAUACAACCAUCUGGUUGGAAGGAUCCCACAAGGCAAACAGUUUAAUACCUUUGAUGCAAGCUCAUUCAUAGGAAACAAGGGGCUAUGUGGAUUCCAACUUAAUGUAUCUUGCAGCGGCAUUAAAAAACCACCAAAAUUGGAAGAGAAAGAGUCAGCUUAUGAUGGUGAUAUCUAUGUCAGUGUUGCAUUAGGAUUUGCUGUGGGUGUAGGAGGAAUAUUUGUGCCACUUUUGGUGUCCCACAAAUGGAGAUCAUAUUAUAACAAGAAGAUUGAUGAAGUUCUUUCAAAGGUGUUCUUUCAGUAUGGUUAA